AUGAGCUAUUCUAAGACGAAGGCUUUUGGUUUCUUGAAUGAGAAGAUUCUAGCCCGGACUCAGGGUUGGUGUGAGAAAACACUUAGUGGGGGUAGAAAAGAGUUGUUGAUUAAGGUUGUGACGCAGGCAAUUCCAUCCUAUGUAAUGAGUUGUUUUGAACUCCCCAAACAUUUGUGUCAAGAAAUGCAUAGAUUAAUGGCUGGGUUUUGGUGGGGUGAUGCGGAUAAUGGAAGGAAAAUUCACUGGCUAGCAUGGGAGAAAUUAUGUUGCCCUAAGAGUGAAGGUGGAUUGGGUUUUCGGAACAUGCACUUUUUCAAUUUGGCUUUGCUUGCAAAACAAGGCUGGCGUCUUCUAACUCAGCUGGAUUCUAUUAUUGCCAAGCUACUUAAAGCCAAGUAUUUCCCACAUUGUUCUUUUCUAGAGGCUGAAUUGAAAGGUGGUGCAUCCUACUCCUGGCAUAGCAUUAUUUCGGGUCGUGAUGUCCUUAAGUUGGGGCUGAGAUACCAAGUUGGUAGCGGCUGCAAUAUAUCUAUGUGGAACGACCCUUGGGUACCUAUUCCACAUUCUUUCCGGCCUUACUCCCCUAUCAUGGAGGGAAUGGAGAACUUAGUGGUGUCUGAUUUGAUUGAUUUUGAUACAAAGACUUGGGCUAUAGAUUUUAUGAAAGAAUUCUUUACAGAAGGUGAAGUGGAGAGGAUGGCUUCUAUCCCUCUUAGCAGUCGUGGAGUUGAUGAUCGUCUGAUUUGGCAUUACGAUAAGAAAGACAUUUAUCAGGUGCGCAAUGGGUAUCAUGUGUACAAUGCAGAAAUGAGUCACAAGAAUUGGGCAUACUUCUUCUGGUGA
Messenger RNA from Rosa chinensis, 843 nucleotides. RefSeq lists its product as uncharacterized. Bases 1 to 843 code for a protein of 280 amino acids. NCBI's taxonomy places the organism in Eukaryota, Viridiplantae, Streptophyta, Magnoliopsida, Rosales, Rosaceae. The transcript has a single exon. The record is from RefSeq and is a predicted model, not a curated record.